Molecule: messenger RNA, 3735 nt
Organism: Bombus impatiens (common eastern bumble bee)
Lineage: Eukaryota; Metazoa; Arthropoda; Insecta; Hymenoptera; Apidae
Gene: HPS4
Exons: 9
Coding region: 369-2900 (843 amino acids)
Biological process (GO): vesicle-mediated transport
Source: RefSeq, a predicted model, not a curated record
CUAAUUAAUUCAGUAACUUCAUACAACUACUAGCAUCAUAAAAACUGGAAAAACAUGUUGAGUUUUUAAAAAAUUACUGAAUCAUAAUGAUGCAAUGAGUUCUUAUACAAAACGUAGUGUUAUAUAUAACAAUGCUUUUAAAAGAUAUGUUCUAAAUUGUAAUCUUAUCUCCUUUAUUUUGUUAUCGGUUAGUGGUGCAGCUAAUCAGUAAUUCUCUGUUCACAAUUAUUUACUUCACAGACUCAUUCGUGUAUCAGAAUCAGAGCAAGUUAUAGACAUUAAUAUUAUGUCUAUAAUUUUAUAAAAAUGAAAGUUGAUAGGUUUUCACAGUUAUAUAUAGAACAGUUUUAUCAAUUACUCCAGGAGAGAUGAUGAUAGUAUUUGUUUAUGACACUGUAAGGUGUUGUAAAGAAGAUGAUGAUCCUGCAGAGGCAGUUAUGUAUUUUCAUCCUGCAUGGGUAUCUCUUACGCAAAGAUUAGCUCUAGCAGGGCAAUUAAUGGCUGUUAAUCAGUUUCUUUCAACUUCGUUUUCCAAUCCAAAAUCAAUCACAUUACAAGGAGGAAAAUUUGUAUUAAAGAAAUUUGGACAGUACAUACUUGCAGUUGGAACUGAUAGGAAUAUUCAUGACUGGAUUCUAGAAAGGCGUGCAAAUACAUUAGAAUCAUUGCUAAAAUUUUUUCAUUAUGAUUUGAAUAAGAUACUGGAAUCAUUUAAUAAUGACAGAAAUAAGUUCACAGAGAAGCUUUAUCAAAUGUUUGAAACAUAUUUGCCAAUACUUCAAUAUAGUGCCAAUCUUUUCUCCAAUAUUCCUAUCAUUAAACUUCCAAAGAGUGCUAGUAACAUAUUUUUAGAAGCAAUUCAAGUUUUACAAUAUUAUCAAGAAAUCAGUGGUAUCAUAGGUGGUGCACUCUUCUAUAAUAAUAAGGUAGUUGCAACUCAGUUAAGUGCUGAGUUGACCAAACAAAUUGUUAUAACUGAUCCAUAUAGAAUAAAGGCUCCUGCAGAGAGAAUAUCGACAGAAUUUCAUCUACCUGUUGGAGUACAGUUAUUGCGAGUAUAUAUAGAGCAAAAACAGUUUACGAAACUUAUACAAGAAGCAAAUAAUGAACGAUAUUAUAGUUCUUAUUUAGAUUCUGUGACAAAAAAGAUAUUUCAAAGAAAGAACAUGUCCAAGAACAGUAAGGAACUCCCUUUGUCCGGAAUGAAACGUGAUACUUCUCGCAUUUUUACUGUACCUGAAGAAGGAGAAUUAGAUUCAUUACAGUACAACGAUAAUAGUCACUAUGUACCCUCCGUACCACUUACAGCUUACAGUUCUCCAGUGAAACGUAAACAGGAAAGUAAAACAGACCGUCCUAAGUGUGUAAAUCCUUUAACUCCUAGCGUUUGCUCUACACCAUUAAAAGAUAUUAAUAGAGUAUUACAUGGUAAUGCUAUGUUAAUAUGUAACACAAACGAAGAUACAAAUAAUGAAGCAGAAGAAGAAAAGAAAGAAAUAAAAACAAAUGUAGAUGAUAUUCCAGAUGUUGUUAAGGAAGCACUUAGAUAUAAACGUUUAAAUAAAUUAAGAAACGUUACGCCAAAAGAAAAACUAGUUAAACGAAAAGAAUUUAAUAAGAGAAGCUUAAGUAUGCAUGAUUUAGGAUCGUCCAAUUUGUACUCCAAUCGAAUAUCAGUAAGAACAUAUGGAUUAGGGUUGCCACAAUUAAAACAAAAUAUAUCUCCCGAAACUUCUCCUCAAAAGCAAUCUUUACAUAAAAGGCAGUUUCAUACAAUUACUGACCCAUAUUAUCCUAUAUUUCGAUGUGAUGGAUUACCAGUAUCUCAGUCUUUAUAUAAUCAAUAUAUAUCUUCGCAUUACGAAGAACUUAAGGAUGAUCGAAAUAAUACAAUUAAUCGUAACGACUUUUUAACAAGUUUAGCUAACGAUUGUAAUAUGAAAAAUGUAACAAAUAGCUGUGAUACCAUGAUCAGUGAUAAUUUAGAAAAAUCAAGUAAUUCUCGUGACAUAAAAAUAGAUAGUAAAGUGAAACAAGAAACUUAUCGCAGAUCAAUGAGUCUUCCUUUGAAACCACUCAAUAUCACUGAUAAUGAUGAUAGACGAAAAUCAGCAUCGGAAUGCGGUAACGUGUAUGAAUUUCUUCAAAAGAAAAAGUUGGAUGGUCUACAAUUAACACCUCUUAUGUCUAAACUCAGUUUACUUGCUGAUGAGAGAACUAGCGGUUUUUGUAGUAGAGAAACAACUCCUAGUGAAUUUCGUGAUUUAUCGGGCUUUUCAACAGCAACAAAUCAAAUAAUUAAGCAAAAACUGGAAGCAGUUAAUAAGGAAACUGGCAGUGACGGUGAAGAUGAAUUGGAAGAAGAUUGGGUAACUACUUCCAAAGAUGAAGUUUCUUUUGAGAAAACAGAACUAUUUCUCUGUGGACAUCAUAAUAUGGUGCUAGUACUAUUAAUGGAAAAUGGAACUGCUAAUAAUCCUGAUCUUAUACACUCUCUCUGGCAAACUUGCGUGAAUACGUUAGGAAAGCUUGAAGCUAGACUACAACAAUGUUUAGAGCCUCUACCUUCAAAUGAAAAUAAGGAAUUAUAUAGUAUAUUAAGUAUUGAUCCUCAAUGGGACACAAUAAAUCGUUCUGGACUCUGGGGUGUCACUGAAUUGGAUAUUGUUUCUUGCCUUCAUGAUAGGUUCACAUAUGCCAGCAAUCUCACAGAUAUUAUUGUCAGAACGGAGGAUACCGUUGUUUAUGGUAACCAGUGUGGAAACGUAGAGGUAUUUUAUCAACAAGCAGUGGCUCCAAAUACCUCUGGAGGACUUCCAACUCCUGCAGAUUUAAUGGGAAUUGUGUCUCUUAAAGCAAAACGUAGACUGGAAAGAGAUCAUGGGAUUGUAUUGCUAUAAAUAAUAAUUAUCUACAAAUGCUUCCAUCACAAUCUCGUUUAGGAUUGAAUUGUUUUAUUUAAUAUUUUGUUCUUUUUUUUAUAUUUCCCGGCAUGGCAAAUUAAUAAUGAUAUAUAACAUUCUGUACAUAUUUUAUCUCCAAAUAGUAGUACAUACAUUUUCCUGAUGUUUUUAAUAAUAUUAAAUAGAAGCAUUCUCUUUACCUUGUUAUAUGGUAAUACAAGGGCAUUAAAAAUGGGAAUGCAAUUCUUCAUUUAGUAGUUAGCAUGUAACAGUAGUUGAACUCUUAUUACCAUAGCAACGAUUUUCAAAUAACCAUAUAUAAACAUCACGUAUAUAUGUUAAUGCGUGUAUGUAUACUUUUAGUAUUAUAUUUAUUUAAAACGUCCAUAUUUUGAGUAAGAAACAAUGAGUUCAAAUUUUCAUAUCUCUUUCCAAAUAAAAGGAUAAUUAAACAUUCCAUUAAUUUAAUCGACCAAGAACAUUUUUACGAUAAAAAAAUACUACAUAUUCAUAGAAAAAAAUAUUACCAAAUUUUCUACAUAUAUUUUUGUAAUAAAGAUCAUACUAUUGAGUCUAAUAAUUUAAGAAUUGGCGGUAAUCAAGGAAUUUUUAUAUCACUCACAUGUACCGACCAUACAUAACAAAACCGGUAUUGAAACGUUACUAUUUUCGCGAUCAUAAAUGAUAUAUUUUAAUACGAAAUAUUAAAUGUUUUAUUAAAAGAAAUUCUUCGAUAAUAAAUUCACACUGAACAAUUGGUUUUUUCAUAAUAGUAUAAAAAGUAACGUGAACUUCAGAUAUUGUAUAUCUUUAUUACAUUUUUUUAUCUUAU